GUAUUGUUGCUGUCGUGGCUCUUCCAAGUUGUUUUAAUGGGUCAAGCAACUAGUAUGGUUCGCGGUCAUUCUUUACAAAUGGUGCGUGUUAUGUCAAUAACAUGGUCUGAAUUUGUCGAGAUGGUAUGUGGUCUAAAUACACGAUGUCGACAACUGACGGAUUCAAAUGGACGUUAUCUGUUGUUUGCUAUCAAAAGAGGAAGCGCCGAUUCAUACUUAUGGAAGGCAACGAUAAGGAUUUGUGCAUUACGGAGAAACAUUAAUGGUGUAACAGAAUCACGUCGAGUGUUAACACUGGCUCAGUUUUUGUCGUUACAAAAAUCCUUAUUCAUUUUACUCGACAGUAACUCUUCAGAAGAAAGUUGUUCAACUGCAGUUGACAUCUCGCAACAAAUUUGUACUUCGCAGUAUUUGGACAAUUUUGGUGCUGAAAACGAAUGCAUUAUUUGUAUGGAACGAAAAACAGAUACCAUUCUUCCUUGUACUCAUUCGUACUGUUUUGUUUGCAUCGAACAGUGGAAAGAGUAUGGCAAAAACGAGUGCCCAUUAUGUCGUGAACCACUCGAAAUUGACGGCAAUCAUGAAUGGGUGAUUCCCGAAGAGCCAGAUGAUAAUGCUGUUGAGCAAUACUUAAUGUCGUUGGCAGAUCCAUCCGUAGAGUCCACUACGGAUUAG
Messenger RNA from Anisakis simplex (herring worm), 675 nucleotides. NCBI's taxonomy places the organism in Eukaryota, Metazoa, Nematoda, Chromadorea, Rhabditida, Anisakidae. The record is from the annotation of a GenBank genome assembly.